Molecule: messenger RNA, 722 nt
Organism: Erpetoichthys calabaricus (reedfish)
Lineage: Eukaryota; Metazoa; Chordata; Cladistia; Polypteriformes; Polypteridae
Gene: paip2b
Product: poly(A) binding protein interacting protein 2B
Exons: 4
Coding region: 321-692 (123 amino acids)
Biological process (GO): negative regulation of translational initiation
Cellular component (GO): cytoplasm
Molecular function (GO): mRNA regulatory element binding translation repressor activity
Source: RefSeq, a predicted model, not a curated record
GUUGGAUGAGUCGCGGUAGCGCGCAGUAGAUGUGUAUGUUUUUUUAAUCGCAGGUUGGCUCGGUAAAACAGAAGGUGCAGCUGUUGUUUUUUCCCCCCUCAGAUUAGUUGCUGCUUUGUCUGUCCUGCACUGUUUUCCUAUUUUGGUUUUGAUACGGAAUAAGGUUUGAUUUUACGGUUUUUAAGGAACACCGCCGAAGGCCAGGAAUACGUGUUGCUGACUGCAGAGCACGCAGGAGCGACGGCCAUACCUGACAAGUCUUUUUUGGGGAGCGUAUAUAGCUUCCUUGCCUCCUUUUGUGGCCAGCAGAUCUCAGUAAAAUGAACGGGCCUGUUGCAAAGACUCCAGCAAAUACACCUGUAACAAAGGAAGAACUCGUGACCAAUGGCCAUGGUGAAGGCAAUUCUAACCCUUUUGAGGAGUACAUGUGGAUGGAAAACGAGGAGGACUAUAACAGGCAGGUAGAGGAGGAGCUGUUAGAACAGGAGUUCCUUGAGCGCUGUUUUCAGGAAAUGCUUGAUGAAGAAGACCAGGACUGGUUCAUUCCAGCGCGGGAUCUACCUGCGGGGAUGGGACAGAUCCAGCAGCAGCUUAAUGGGCUGUCGGUCAGCGACACUGAAAAGCAGGAAAUUGUGCGUAAAAGCAGUUUAAAUCCCGAGGCAAAAGAAUUUGUACCUGGAGUCAAGUAUUAGAAGAUCUGGAAUUGUCACAAAAAAUAAAAA